UGGCGGGCCUGCGAUGGUGGGGAGGGCAGGCAACCCGAUCAAAAACAAAAGGCCCGCCUCCGCGCCCUGCCGACGGGUUGCGGAUCACCUUCCACACUUCAUCCCCGUACACUCGCCCCUUUGUGAUUGACUUGGCGAUCGCGUGCAAUGGCAUCGCCUCCAUCAUCCCCCCCGCAGGUGGCCCAGGGCUCGGCCUCCUCGGCGACAACCCCCUCCAAUCGGAACCUCCUGUCCAACUUCGAGCUGCCGACCAUCAUCUGCAAUGGCGCGGUCAUCCUCGGCAACGUCACCUACGGCCCGGGGAAUGUCUUCCACCCGCAGUGCGUGAUCGAUGGCCGCCUGGCGCCGAUUACCAUUGGCAAGGGGAAUGUAUUCGAGGAGAUGUGCCACAUUGUCAGCCGAGAGGCCACACCCUUGGCUAUCGGGUCCGGGAACUACUUCUCCGUCCACUCCAAGGUCGAUGGUGUGAAGUCCAUCGGCAACUGGAACAUCGUGUCGAUCAAGGGCCGUUUGGUGAAUGUCGAGCGCCUGCCGAGCGACUGCUUUGUCGGCAUCGAUGUCGAUCUUGCUCGGCUUCCUCCCUGCCAGGUCGCCCCAUCAACCAGCUUCUUUUCUAUCUCCCCGCCGGACUCCGGAACAAGCGACACGGAUGACCGGACGCAGGUCCGCACCGUCAAGCUUCACCCUGACAUCACCACGGUGAACCGUCGGGAAAAUGCCGCCCGUGUGACUUACCUCCAGACGGUUCUUCCACGGAGCCACCGGCUGAAUCACCCGGUGGCACAGAGCCCGCCCGUAAAGGCGCCAGAGCCGGCUGCCGGGGGACCGCCUGGAUCCUCGUCUCCGCGGUCGCCCCCGGCGCAACAGUGAAACCAGGGCCAGGAGGAUGACAAUAUGUGUCGGGACUUUUGCGAGUCCUGCAACGGGGAGAGGCGGUGUCCGCAUCUCCUCCCCUGCUGUCCCUCGCUGUGAUCAAGGAAUAUACACACAUUUUCACAAAUA
Fonticula alba is the source of this 1002-nucleotide messenger RNA. RefSeq lists its product as hypothetical. NCBI's taxonomy places the organism in Eukaryota, Rotosphaerida, Fonticulaceae. The transcript is spliced from 6 exons. The coding region runs from base 148 to 870 and encodes 240 amino acids. Gene Ontology annotation, molecular function: dynein complex binding. The record is from RefSeq and is a predicted model, not a curated record. Gene Ontology annotation, cellular component: dynactin complex. Gene Ontology annotation, biological process: mitotic spindle organization.